This is a messenger RNA of Aspergillus affinis, 726 nucleotides long. RefSeq names its product putative endoglucanase (gene xgeA). NCBI's taxonomy places the organism in Eukaryota, Fungi, Ascomycota, Eurotiomycetes, Eurotiales, Aspergillaceae. The record is from RefSeq and is a predicted model, not a curated record. Gene Ontology annotation, molecular function: cellulase activity. The transcript has 2 exons. Bases 1 to 726 code for a protein of 241 amino acids. Gene Ontology annotation, biological process: polysaccharide catabolic process.
AUGAAGUUCCUCGCCGCUCUCGCUCUCGGCUCUCUCGCCUCCGCCGGCUCCGUCUCCCGCCGCGCCGACAUGUGCGGUCAAUGGGACACCGUCGAGUCGGGUGACUUCACCCUGUAUAACAACCUCUGGGGCUCCGGCAACGCCGACAGCGGCUCGCAGUGCACCGGUCUCGACUCGGGCUCCGGCAACGAGAUCGCCUUCCACACCAGCUGGUCGUGGACCGGCGGUGCCGGUCAGGUCAAGAGCUUUGCCAACGCUGCCUACUCCUUCACGGCCAAGCAGCUGAGCAGCCUCAGCAGCAUCCCCACCACCUUCAACUGGAAGUACACCUCGGGAUCGGACAUUGUGGCUGACGUUGCAUACGACCUGUUCACCUCGUCCUCUGCUGACGGCGACGAGGAGUACGAGAUCAUGAUCUGGUUGGCCGCCCUUGGUGGCGCCGGCCCUAUCUCGUCGACCGGAUCGACCAUCGCCAAACCCACGGUCGCCGGAACCACCUGGGACCUCUACCUGGGCCCCAACGGCCAGAUGCAGGUGUACAGCUUCGUCGCCCCCUCCAGCGUCGAGAACUUCGAGGCCGACCUGGUCGACUUCCUCAAGUACCUGCAGGAGAGCCAGAACCUGCCCUCCAGCCAGUACCUCACCCACAUCCAGGCGGGUACUGAGCCCUUCUCCGGCAGCGACGCGAAGAUGAGCGUCUCUUCCUUCAAGGUGUCGGUUGCCUAA